GUCAUUAUUCUGCACUACAAGCCUAAUGCACUGGGUAAAAUGUUUACUGAGAGAUCUUAGAACUUACUUUAAAACAAUAUGGAUAUUUCUGGCACCGCUGCUACUACUUCCCUUGGCUUUGCUCACUGGAAGAGAAGGAAAAUGUGCGUACUGUAUUCUCGUUAUGUCAUGCUACUGGGUAGCUGAAGUGGUGCCACUAGCAGUGACAGCACUUCUUCCUGUAGUAAUUAUGCCAAUGCUUGGCGUGGUACCUAUCAAAAACGUUGCUAGAGCUUAUCUUAGUGAAACAAAUAUGAUGUUCGUCAGCAGUUUGAUGCUGUCACUAGCUGUAGAAGAAUGUCAAUUACAUAAACGAUUUGCUCUAAAAAUGCUUACUCUUGUUGGAGCAAGACCUCAAUGGUUGAUGGCUGGGUUCAUGUUUAUAACGACGUUCAUAUCUAUGUGGAUAUCAGACGCCGCUUGUGCAGCACUGAUGUCACCGAUAGCUUUCGCGCUUUUGGAGUCUAUGAUGAUUAAUAAGAUGGCACCACUCAAAAAUUGGUCAAACAGUGCAAAUGGUUCAGCAUUGCAAGAUGAUGGUUAUCAAGAAGAUAGAUGCAAGCCAGAAAGGCUGGACUUUUCAAAAUUGUCUAAGAGAGACCGAGGUAUCUGUAAAAGUCUGAUGCUCAUUGUUGCUCAUGCUUCUCUGAUUGGUGGCACUGCCACGCUCAACUCGACACCACCAAAUCUUAUCUUCAAAUCUACUCUUGAAGAAUAUUUCCCCGGAGAAAACACCGGUAUCAGCUACCCCUCAUGGAUGGCUUUUGCGAUACCGCCGAUGAUCCUCUGCAUGAUAGCAUCAUGGUUGAUUACUCAGUUGCAAUUUGUCGGAUUUCGCCAUGUCUUAAGACUAUUCGCUAAACCUACCGAUGAAGAAGAAAUUGAUGAGAAGAAUGUAAAGAAAGCAGUAAGCACUGCAUACACUGAACUUGGAAGCAUAACUUUUGCUGAAAUUUCAACGCUAAUUAUAUUCAUAUUGACAAUUCUAUCGUGGAUAACAAGAGAUCCCAAAAUAUUUGACGGAUGGGCAACACUUUUCAAACAGGGGUACAUCACAGAUGCUUGUACUGGAAUAAUUGCUGUAUUUUUAUUAUUCGUGUGGCCAAGAGAAUUGCCCGACUUUUUUUGUCUUCGACCCAAAUCUGAACGCAGACGCCCAGCCAUAAACCGUAAUGCAAUUCUGACCUGGGAUGCAGUGAGGCAACGAUUUCCGUGGUCUGUCAUUUUGCUUCUUGGAUCUGGAUUUGCAAUAGCUGAAAGUGUAAAGGAUAGCGGUUUGUCGGCUUGGUUGGCAUGUCGACUAGAAUCCUUACUUUCAAACCUUCCGCACCCUGCCAUGCAGUUCAUCGUCAGCAUCUCGGCAGUAAUUAUCACAGAAUUUUGUACGAAUACGGCUACAGCUAGUAUCAUUUUACCUAUUGUAUUCGAAGUUUCAAUAAGAAUGAAAGUUCAUCCGCUAUACCUUUCGCUGGCAGCUGCGGUCGGUCCAUCGUAUGCCUUCAUGUUUCCGAUGGCAUCCCCUCCUAAUGCCAUCGUUUACGAUACUGGUGCUAUGAGUAUGCUUGAUAUGGCCUCCUGUGGUAUAUUUCUGAACGUGGCGUGCAUUCUUAUCACUGUUCUGAAUCUGAAUACGUGGUCACAUUGGCUAUUUUCAUUGGGCACCUAUCCAGAAUAUGCACUUCAUCAUAACGUUACUUCUAAUUGCAUGUAA
Messenger RNA from Cylicocyclus nassatus, 1750 nucleotides. The record is from the annotation of a GenBank genome assembly. Lineage: Eukaryota; Metazoa; Nematoda; Chromadorea; Rhabditida; Strongylidae.